AUGGAACGGGAGAAAAAGUUAGUUGAAAGAAAGGCUAAAGAAAGGGAAGAAGAAUGGGAGAUGAAGUGCCUUGGACUUGAAAAGAUGAAACAGGUAUGUUUGAUAAGUUUAUUACAAUUUUUAUAUUGAAAACAUAUCAACUUGUAGUUGCUAGAUUUUCAUAAGAACAAUUUUUUUCUACUGUCUGAAGAAAGUUUUGACUGAGACAUUUGUUUGAAAUAUUAAACAGCAAAUCCCAUUGAGUUAUUCCAAUGAUUUAAAACGUCAUAAGAAAUUGUGAAGCAGCUGAAAGGAAAAUUAUUUUUAUCAAUCUCAGUGUUUUCUUCCUUACAGCUUGAGCAAAAGUUGCAUGAACAACUUAAGACAAAUGCAGUCACUAUGAAAAAGUUAUCAGAAAAAACAUUAGAGCUUAGAGAUCAGUUGACGUUUAAAGAAAAUGAGCUGGAUCGAGUAAACGAAGAGAUUGCCACUCUAACUGCCAGUGUGAGACUGCUUUGUGGUUUGCUGUUUUUUUUAUAAAUACUGAAACAACUAUAAAAAUGUUUUUCUUCUAUCCCCCUUAAUACUUUUAUAUUCUGAACAAUAUUUUUUUACUUAGAACUAUGCUGACAAUCACAAUUUAUUAUGUAUAUUUAAGAUGGCUUUGCAUGUUAGUUCAGAAACUGCUGUUCAAUAAAAGAGCUAAUGUAAAAAUUUAUUUCAAAUCAAACAAUUUUCAGGACAAGAAGGUAGAAGGAUUGCAGAAAAGGACUGAAGAACUUAUAGAAGCACUUGAAUCUGAAAAAGAGGAAAAAACAAAACUUCAGAAAAGUAAGUGUUCAUGGAACAUAAAAUCACACUUAACUGGUUAACUACCAUGAGCUGCUGGGAGCGGCUUGGCGUUAUAGCCACAAGCCGCUGGUGGCGCCAAUGUUAGUAUCAUAGUAAAUCGAGUCAAAUAUUUAUAUUAUUCCGUUCCCGUUUUGCUUUAAGAUUUUAAUUUACUGACUGGAUGUUUAUAGUCAAAAUACAUACUAUCGGCAGAAUGUUUAAAAAAACGAAAUGUUAAUUAGUUUUUAUUUAAUUUCCUAGCUAGUUACAAAAUUGUACUUACCGCGGCAACAAGUGACAUCAUCAUCAUCAGUGGCACUACAUCCCAUGUAGGGCCCUGGCCUGUUCCACCACAUCCUUCUACUCGGAGCGAUCCAUGUCUUUCCGUCUCCAACUGGUGUAAAUCUGUGUCCACAUCAUCAAUCCACCUCAUCCUUGGGCGACCGGUGAGUCGUCUGCCCCUAGGCUUCUGCCUGUAUAUAACUUUGGCCGCUCUGCAUUCUGGCAUCCUUUCAACAUGACCUGCCCAGCAUAGUCUGCUUUUUUUAUCAUUGUGACUAUGGGUGGUUCUUUGUACAAAUAGAGUUCUUGGUUUGUACAUACUCUCCAGAUACCGGUAUCAUUUUCUAUCACUGGUCCAUAUAUUUUGCGGAGGAUUUUCCUCGCCCAUGUGUUGAGUAGGUUCUCUGCUUUUCUGAUGAGGGUCCAGGUCUCACCAGCGUACGUUACUACAGGUCUUAUGAUGGUGGUGUAUAUUGUCUUCUUUGUUCCCCUUGAUAGGUUUUUGUUUCCCAGUAGCUUUUGUAGACUUCUUUCACCUCCGACAUUAUCUCAUUGUGCUCAUUUAUAGUUGCCCCUAGAUAUUUGAAUGUGGCCACUCUCAAAUUUAUGACAGCAUGGGAGUUUCUUGACAUUAUCAUAUAUUUUGUCUUCGGUUCAUUUAUAUCAAGGCCAGCUUUGACUGAGGCAUAUUCGAGUUCCCUGAAUGCUUUAAUUAUGUCAUUACGGUUUCUACCCAGUAGUGCUAUAUCAUCUGCAUAUGCCAGGUACUGCAAUGGUUGGCUAUAUAAGGUGCCUCUUGGUCGUUCUUCUGUAGUAUCUCUCUGGAAGUAGUUUGUUAUGGUUCCACUGGUGCUAACGUGUAUGCUUCUAAUAACUUUUUCUAGUGUGAUGUUAAACAGGAUACAUGAUAGUGAGUCUCCUUGUCUGAGGCCCCGAUUAACUGUGAACUCCCUAGAGUAUUCUCCCUGUACCUUGAUUCUACUUUUGGAUUUGGCCAUUGUCAUGUGUAUGAGCCGAGUAAGCUUGUAAGUUCUUGUAGAGCAUUGUAUAAGUAGUUCCUGUUUACACUAUUGUAUGCUGUUUUGUAAUCCACAAAUAGUUAGUGUAUGUCGAUGUUAUAUUCGUAGCAUUUCUCCAGGAGACAUCUUCUAGUAAAAAUAUGAUCUGUGGUUGACUUAUUCUGCCGGAAUCCACAUUGAUAGUCCCCUAGGAUCUGUUCGCUAUACUUUUCCAAUUUUCUCGCUAUAAGUUUUGUGAGGAUUUUGUACAUUACAUUAAGAAGGGAGAUACCUCUAUAGUUUGAGCAGGUCAGCUUAGAUCCUUUUUUUGUGAAUUGGGAUUAUGAGUGCCGUGUCACAUUCAGUUGGCAUUUCUUCCUCCUGCCAGAUUCUGGUUAUAAGUUCGUGUAUUUGCCUAUGUAGUUCGUUACCACCUAGCUUUAUGAGUUCUGCAAGGAUACGGUCUAUUCCUGGAACUUUGUUAUUUUUCAUGGUGGAGAUUACAUCUUUUAUUUCAUUUAAUGUUGGUUGGUUGACCAGUGGGUCCGGUCCUCCUUGUGGCGGAGCGUAAUCUUCAUUGGUUCCUCCACCUGCGCCAUUCAGUAAGCCUUCAAAGUGUUGUGCCCAUCUCUCUAGUACUCUACUGUUCUCUGUGAUCAAUUCUCCAUCGGCGCUUUCACACAUGUGGGAUCUUGCUUGAAAGCCAUUCUUUUCCUGCUUUAUCUUCAGGUAUAUUCCCCUAACGUCUCUUGCUUUUGCCAACUCUUCUAUCUCUACUAUUUUUUAUUUUUCCCAAACACGUUAUUUCUUUCUGCAAAUUUUGCUGGCCACCCUUCUUGCUUCAUUAUAUAAUUGUCGUGUUCUUCUUGUUUCCCUUUGCAGCAUCAUUAGCUGAGCUUUGUUUCUUCGUUCUAUAAGUUCUUUGCAUUCUGCGUCAUACCAUCCUGCUCUUUUCACUGACAUUUUAAAUCCAAUCGUUUCCUCUGUUACACUUGUAACUAUUUGCUUCAUCUUUUCCCAUUGCUGGGUUAUAUCAACGUUGCUGCCUGAUUCUUUUGGAUAAUUCUAGUAGAGUUUCAAUCUUCUGUUGAUAUUCCUCAGUAAUUUUUGGGUCCCUACUCAGUUUCUGACUAUUGUACUGUUUUUCUCUUUUAUUUUUUUUAUUGUGGAUGUUACAUAUUCUUUGCUUAUAUUUGAUUCUAACAAGCAUGUGGUCUGAUUGUAUGUCCGCCCCUAUACAACUUUUCACAUCCGAUAUGGCUGAGCCAUGUCUCCGGUUGAUGAGUACCUGGUCUAUUUGAUUACGGGUGAAUCCAUCUGGAGAUAUCCAUGUCGCUUUAUGUAUUUGUUUAUGAUGGAAUAGUGUGCUACUGAUUAUCAUUCCUUCUCCAGAAGCAAAGUCUAUAAGACGUGUUCCAUUGUCAUUGCUCUCAUCAUGCAUACUUUCCUUUCCGAUUGUUGGUCUGUAGACUAGUUCUUUCGCAUUGAAAUCGCCAAGGACUAUUUUGAUAUCAUUGCAUGGGGCCUCAUCAAACACUCUUUCUAGUGUUUCGUAGAAAGUUUCCUUCAUGCUUUCAUCUUUAUCUUCUGUUGGAGCAUGUGCGCAGAUCAACGUGAUGUUAAACAUUUUUCCUCUAAUCUUUAUGGAGCAUAAUCUUUCACUCACUGGUUUAAACCCAAUGACUGCAUUUACUGUCUCUCUUUUGACUGCAAACCCUGUCCCUAAUGUAUUUGUGUUGUAUCUACUGUAGAAUAUUGUAUACCCCUUAGUACUUAGGAUAACUGAGUCUUUUCCAUCUAAUCUCCUGCAGUGCCGCAAUCAUGAUUCUAUAUCUGAGCGAUUAAUCACUGAGGCGGGCCAAGGCACCUGCUCUGUAUAAACUAAGUACAUUCCAAGUCGCAAUCCAUGUGUCAUAUUUGUGGUCAGGCAUGGGUCGAAAUCCAUAAGUAUCUGUCCGUUUUUUAUAAUUUGGUCUUGCUUUCAUAACAUUAGCUUUUUUAAGUGACAGGGUCGUCAGCCCUGCGCACAACCGUCGGAGGGGAUGCCCCUUGCAGGUCUCAGGGUAGCUGCCGUUGUAUUGGGUCGGGUCCCUAGCCUUUGUGGAUCCCUCCACUUCCUACUAGGCAGUAGGUACUGAUUUUGGUCCGCCCUGGGUAUUUUAUUUCCCCGGUACCCUCCAUAUCUGGUGGGCUUUCCCCAUCCCCCACCUGGAGAGGCGCUCUAUGGAAGAUCAGUAUCUCCUCAAGAGGGCAACAAGUGACAGGGUUACUAAAGGCAUAUAAGUGAUUGAAUGUGUAAAUAUUUUCAAUUUCUGUGUUCUUUGGUCCACUUUCUUAAUAUUUGAUAUACUAUUUGGAAACCACCAAAUAAAAGGCUUUAACAGACAAACUGUGGUAUGCAUCAUUCUGUGGUGUGGAGCUUUUCAGAGCGUUUUGUGUGCCAUUUGAAAUUGCAUGAAAUAACAUAGAAAUAUUGAUACAAGACCCCUAUAAGUAUAUAUUUUUAGAAAGGUAAAUGGAUGGGGAGAAAGUUGGCCAUAUUGCCCACCCUGUAAAAAUUUUUUGCUCAGUGUCCUUGACCUUGGAGUUCUCAAGAGAAAAAAAAUUGACAAAAUGUCUUGCUUUGAAGUGCUCGUAACAUCAUUAAUUUUUAUAUUGCACUAAAACACAAAUCUAAAUGUUGUAGCCUAUUCGUUUAUCUAUCUUAAAGAAAAUGUAUAGUUUGAUAAGAUUUUGAUUGCAAUUAAACCUCGACUGAAAGCAAUUUUAAUAAUUUGAGGUCAUUUAUAUAAGAAACUGGGACCACUUUUAAAACCAAGUACAAAAUACAAAAUCUCAGGCAAAAUAGUUAUUAUUGACUAGUUAACAUUUGAAAAGGGACUGUGGAACUGAUUUGGGUUGUUUCACUAUAAAAUUUAUUAGUUCUGAACUAUAAUCUGUAGCUUCUGUGGCUAAAAUUCAGUCAGUCCUUGCCCAACCUCCGGGCCUGGCUCAAAGUCUAAAAGUAGCCUCAGCAGGCCUACUUCAGUAUCACUAAGACUAGAGUGAAAUUCACAAGAAGAAAAAUCUCAACUGAUAUGUUCAUGGGGAAUGUUAAAAUCAUCAUCAGUAUCACUUAAAACCUCUCCUAAAAAGCUUUCAAACAUAUUUCUAUUAGUUCUUGCACUGAAGGCCCAGCCAUAGCGUCAACCAUUUUAGCUUUAAAAAAACCAUCGAUAUAAAACUCCAAUUAAAAAGUAUUUAUUUUCAAGUUAUCACGAAACAGCUUGAACCGAAAGAUGAUUUAAUUAUUAAUAAAAGGAAGUGGCUAUAAUUCCGGUUAAAUAUUGGAUUGGAAAUUGCUAUCAGACCACGUUUUUAAUCGGCCGCCACAGUACAGAACAAGAAUGUUGGCCGAUUUUUUUCUGCUGACCACGGUUGGUGGGUUAAAGAUUAAAAAAUUUUAAAUUUAUACUCAUUGGCACAUCAAUAUAUUUUUUAUUGUUUUUCUAUUGAAAAUACUAAUUUAUCAAUUAAUAAUUUCCUAUCAAAACUUAAUUUUACAAAUGUUUUGAGUUUAUAUUAUAUUGAUAAUUCAACUACCUACAAAAUGGUUUAUUAAUUAUUAGAAUGUGUUUAUAAUUAAGAAAACUGCAGCUGAAAUUGUACAAUAACUUAAAGUUAGAAAAUUGACCUAGACUUAAUUGGGCCAUAGUUAAUCAGUAAGGAAAUUAAUGAUUUGAGUUAUCAAAAUUAUGACUUGCCUGAGUUUAACUAUUUCAUUCCAUCCUUUCAUUUAUUGUUGAUUAAAAGCAAUGGGUCAGGUUAGAAUGAACCAUACCUGUUUUCUUGUCUGAUUUUGUCAUACAUUGUACGAUUUUGAUCUGAGAUGUCUUUGACCAUUUUAUGCCAAGACCUGUCAGAACUGAAAUAUCACAUUAGAAAAUGGCAUCAACGGGUCGUUAAGCUAAAGCUCCCCCUGGCCCACUUACCAGCCACUGGCCCACAUGCCACCCCCCUGACCCACUUAACAAACCGUGUUCGGCUGACACUCAAAAGCCCGGACAAAAAGAGUUUUUGUCUGAUUUUGUCAUACAUUGUACGAUUUUGAUCUGAGAUGUCUUUGACCAUUUUAUGCCAAGACCUGUCAGAACUGAAAUAUCACAUUAGAAAAUGGCCUCAACGGGUCGUUAAGCUAAAGCUCCCUAUGUCCGCCCCCAAAUCACCCCCCCCCCCACCCCACCCCAACCCAAGUAUCAGGCCGCGAAGCAACACGUUGGAGAUGUACCUUUGCGAGGACAGCCCCCACUCUAGUCCACUUGAUCGGGUUCCGCUGGAGGCCGCCCCAACCCAAGGACACCCGGCCGGUUCGACACUGUGCGUGAACACAAUCAACUCUUCUAGGAGUCGGGAUGGUGAAUUUAUAUCCCAAUAUCUCCCCUCAGCCAACCCAAAUGUCACAACUACAAUUUUCAUACUGAUGUUCUGGUAGUUUUUAUGAUUUAAAAAAAUAAAAAUAAUAAUAAAUAAAACAUUUUGGGUUGUUGGCUUUUGCUCCUUUCUAUGAUGGGCCGUGAAUGGACAGAGAAAUACGAUUGGCUUAGGACCAUCCAUAAUUAUAUUAUGUACACGGGAGGAAAGAGGGUGGUGUUGUCUUGGAAGGGUGCUGUUGUGCAUGCUGACAUAUUUUAUAAGGAAUAGUAAGUGGCAUUUGAAAUCUAUUUUUAGAAGUCACUAAGCAACUCCUGCAUUUUUUUUUUUAAAUUCUGGGAGGGGGGCUCAACCUCCUCCCAAUCCCCACCCACACUUUUGCUCUGGUGACUUUAGCAGGCGACCACUAUUUCCCUCUCUGCCACCACCACCACCUCUUCCUAUAUCAAAGUGGCAAAAUGAUGGGCUCCUUUUUAUUUUCAAUAGUGCACGAUAUAUAAGUAUAUAAAAGUCAGUAAUCUACUUUGACUUUGAGAAGUGACCUUAAUUUGACAUGCGACACACUGUAUAUUUAUUUUUUACUAUUACAAAAUGCUAUAGUAUGAUUUUAAGAUGGUAAAGCACUAUUCCGAGACUAUAUUGUAUUAUUUAGGGUGCAAUAGUGCACGAUAUAUAAGUAUAUAAAAGUCAGUAAUCUACUUUGACUUUGAGAAGUGACCUUAAUUUGACAUGCGACGCACUGUAUAUUUAUUUUUUACUAUUACAAAAUGCUAUAGUAUGAUUUUAAGAUGGUAAAGCACUAUUCCGAGACUAUAUUGUAUUAUUUAGGGUGUAACCAGGUCUGUAAUUCUAAAAAAAAAUGUUGGUUUGUGAAAUAAGUACUGUAACAGCCUGUUAUGUAGGAUGUGUUACGUCACCUUUCCCCCAGUGCUGCCAAUAUAGCAGACACCGCAUUCUUAGUGGAUGUGGUUUAAUCUCUUUGAUCUUUGUCCGGUUUCUUGUAUUCUUGAAAGCGUUUGUAAAGUAUAAUGAAUUGUGGAAUAUUCUAGUUAUUAGUACAAUCCGGAAUACGCCUAGAUUUUUCAGUAGAACCCACUAUAAAAGCAAAGAGAGCAAUAACAGAGAGAGACUGAUAGAGAUUCAGAUAGAGAUUUUUAAUUUUAGGAGACAAGUUUUAUUAUUCUUUGUGGACUCAUUUGUGUUUAUUCGCAUUCGUCAUUGUACAUUAUUAAUUGGCACAUUGUACUAACUGUGUACCGGUACAAGAUCUGCCAUACUCUGUAAGUUGAUGAUUUGUAGUUAUAUUUCUUUUGUUUUGUAAUUGUAUUAAUACUUAAAUAAAUCUUAUUAAUUGUAAUUAGCAACUGUUUUGUGUGUCAUAUUUUUGCUAUUGUAUUUCUUUAUGGUAUCGUCCUUUGUUAUGCACUGUUUGAACGAGCCAUAAAAUUAAAAUAAGAGAUUAAUUUCUCAUUAUAGAAGGCAGUGCGUAACACAGCAUAUCUAAAGGUAAAAAUAGCAAAAAUUGAACCCUUUGCAAAUAAUUGGUGGAGCACCUCUCCAUUUAUUCCCACUCCACUCCCCCACUUUUUUUUUGCUUGAGACCCCUAAAUGCUAAAUGAAAAAAUGGUUGCCUGUCCCUGUUAUAAAACAUGCCUAGGAUAAGGAGUUUCUCCAUAUUGCUGAUGAUUUUUUUUUUAAUUUUAAGGUUACCACGAACAGUUGUGUGAAUUAAAAAAUGGUCUUAAUUAUUCAGAGGAAACAAUUGUUAGCUAUGAAAACUUGCUACAGAAACAAGAUAAUGACAUUCUUGAUUUAAAGAAAGGUUAGUGGUUAAUUAAUUUAAUGUAGUCUCAUCAUUUAUAUAUGUAUAUAUAUAUAUGUAUAUAUAAAUAUAUGUAUAUAUAUAUGUAUAUAUAUAUGUAUAUAUGUAUAUGUGUAUAUAUAUAUGUAUAUAUAUAUAUGUGUGUAUAUAUAUGUAUAUAUAUAUAUAUAUAUAUAUGUAUAUAUAUAUAUGUGUAUAUAUAUAUAUGUGUAUAUAUAUAUAUGUGUGUGUGUAUAUAUAUAUAUGUGUAUAUAUAUAUAUAUAUAUAUAUAUAUAUAUAUAUAUAUAUAUAUAUAUGUAUAUAUAUAUAUAUAUAUAUGUAUACGUAUCUAUGUAUGUAUAUAUAUAUAUAUAUAUAUAUAUAUAUUUUCUGUGUACUGACUUUUAAAUAAACAUUUUAUUUCCAAAAUCUUCAAGUUAUACUGCUUUUUAUAUUGUGUGCUACAAUUUCUACUUCUUCAACAGAAAUUGAUUCUCUUGAAAUGGAGAACAAAAGACUGGAUGAGGUUAUUGGAAACAAGGAAUUGGAGAUUGUUCAUAUCAAUAAACAGGUCUGUUAAAAAAUGUGUGUAUCUAAUGCAGCGGUUCUCAACCUGUGGGUCGUUUGGGGGUUGCGCGACCCUUUUCCAGGGGUCGCCUAAGACCAUAUGAAAACACAUAUCCUUACGGCUGUGAAGAAGCAACGAAAAUAAUUGUGUGGCUGGGGGUCGCCACGACACGAGGAACUGUAUUAAAGGCUCGCGGCACUAGGAAGGUUGAGAACCACUGAUCUAAUGGGUUUCAAUUAAUAAUAAUUAUGGCAUCAACUUUUUAUAUCCCACACAUUGUCAGUGUCUUUAUUGAAUACAGAAUGGCUAAUGAUACGGCACCUUUCUCUUUAGUGUAAAUCUGGCACUUUCUAAUAUAAUGCCAUCUUUUGCAACACAUAAGGCUGAUUAUAUUUUUCAAAACUAUAGAAUGAUAAUUGAAAGGUCUUCUUUUUUUUUUUAAAGUUGGAGUGACUCAUUUCAGUUGUAUUCAAAAGAAGUGCAUUUUUUAGGAUCAAAUGCUAAAAAUUCUAACACCAUAAGAAGAAUUUGUCAAAUUAUUUUGAUUUAUUACAUAUUGAUCGCAGAUAAUAUUGCAUAAAUGUAAUUUUGAAUGCACUAAAUAAAACUUAGUAACCUUAAAAUAAGAAAAAUCUAAAUCAUUGGCUAUCUUUUAUAACAUAAUUCGCCUUCGAAACUAAAGCAAGAAGACGACGCAGGCUAUAUUUAGAAACCUCCCUUCCCUUUCCUCUCGCUUGCCAGCCAUGCGCACACCCCGACAAACUCGCGGCGUAUGCUAAGCCGCGGGUCGGCUAUAUUUAUAUAGUUCAUGACGUAAAAUUAAAAGUGUGCAGUGACGUAUCGGGGGGGGGGGGGGGGAGGGGGGGGGGGGGGGGGGAGAAGGGGUAUAAUAAAUGUGCUUAACUUGAAUUAACAUUUUUGUCAAGUAACUUUAAUAGAUGGGAAGUUGACGCAUUGCUGUCACCAAUGUUUUGCGGGCUAUAUCAAGGGUUUAACCUGCUGCACUUUUUUUUUUUACACUGAGUCCGGCUAUUUUGAGAAAAUACAUAGUGGCUCCAAGUGUUACAAAAUAGAUUUAACAUAUCAUUAACAGUUGUUCUACAGACAGUAUAUAGCCCAUUUGGACAACUGUGUCUUUCACGAAGUCUUCACUCACCUAUGAGCAAUUCUGCGGCGUAUGCUACGCCGCAGGUCGCCUAGUCUUUUAUAAUAUGUAACCAUUUUAGUUUAGCAUUUUAGGGUUUUCAAGCUUAAAGGAAGUGUGGAGCAGAGUGGGGGUAAAAAAAGAGAGGCGCCCCACCAAUUAAAUGAAUAAAGUCAAUGACUUUAGUAAUCUCAACCCUUGCAAAAUCUUACUAUUUUGGGAAAUCUUUUUUUGAAAUAAAUUUUUAGAACUUAAAUUCCAACGAUUUUUAAAAAUUCUUUUUAUAGGACAUUUAAAGUAUGUCUGCAUUAAAAUCAGACUCAGCAAGGUAUAAGUGGUUCACUAAAGUGAAGAAUUAUUAUCUCAAAUAUAAGACAUGCAAAGCCAUGCACAGUUACGUUGCGAACCCCCUCUACAAACAUAGGAGCUAGAAUGAUCAAUACAUCGAUUGUGGGCCUUCAAAAGAUAGAAGAAGAAGAAUGAUGCACAAUUUCAAUAUUUAACCUGUUAAUUGGUUAAAAAUGAAAGGGAAACCAAAUAUGGUGAAAUUCAUAAUGAAAAAUUAAGAGAAAAAAAAAGAUUUAUAUGAGAAACUUUGUUUUAUUUUUAAUUGUGACAAAAGUAAUAGGCGCCUACUCAGAUUACUUUACAAGUGGUUGAAUGUGAUUCAGCACAAAGGAGUUAAAUUUGUUGACCAUUAAUAUAUAUAAAUAGUAUUACAAUUAACUUAUUUAGUAAAAAUGUAAUUUCUAUACUUACGGAUAGUUUCUUUUUCAAUGGGUUUUCAUUGUUUUUAUUUUAUAGCUUGAACAGAAAGACCAGGCAUUACGACAGAUAGAGAGAAAAGCUUUGGAGGUUGAGCACAAAGAAAAGAUUUCCUAUGAACAAAUACAGAAGACUAAUGAGGAAAGGGGAGUCCUUGAAGAAAGCUUGCAAAGACUGAAAGAUAAAAAUAAAAAUUUAAAGAACAAAUAUGAAGAUCUGGA
Lymnaea stagnalis (great pond snail) is the source of this 11000-nucleotide messenger RNA. The record is from the annotation of a GenBank genome assembly. NCBI's taxonomy places the organism in Eukaryota, Metazoa, Mollusca, Gastropoda, Lymnaeidae.